UGAAGGAUUUUUAGGAAUGUGAAAAAUGUGAUCUCGAUCGGAUAAUGAGGCAAGAGGUUUCAUCGUGUUGCUAGCUACCUCGUUCUUGUAGAAGGAGACUACUGGCGUUCAAGGGGAACUCACAGCCCAGCAAGCGCACCGCCUCAACUUCCGGUGAGAUUACAAGCAAGUACAAGUCAUCAUGGCGGCUACAGAAGCUGAAGAGCAAGAUGCUCUGGCUGUCAUCAAGGAACAAGCAGAGAAGAGGCGCGAGGAAGUCAACAAAGAGCUCCAUGUUGCUCGGGAAGAAUACCGCCGAAAGAAGGAAGAAAAGGAGAAGGAAUUGGAAACCCUUCGCGCCAAAAGAGAGGAGCGCCGGAAGCAGCAGGCGGAGGAGCGCAAGAUGCUGGAGAAGUUCGCCGAGGAGAGGCGAGCCAAGGAGAAGGAAGAGGCGAGGAAGAGAAAGGAGCUGGCCGAUUUGAAGAAGAAGGAGCGAGAGGCUAGAAUCAAGGCCAUGCACGACCCCAACGCGUUCAAGGCGGUCGUCAUCGAGAAACAAGAGCCAGCCAAGAAACCGAAGAAGUCGAAGGAAGAAUUGGCCCGGGAGAAAGAAGAAGCGAUGAAGGAGCGCGUUCAGUCCCUUCCGAUCGGAGCAAACACGGCCGAGGACAAGAUUCGAGAGAUUGCCCGCAACCUGCUGCAGCGCCUGCAAAGCAUCUAUUCCGAGAUCUUCGACAUGAAAGUGCGCCGCAAACGCCAGGAAUACGACCACAAGGAGUUGCUCCAGCGCAUCAAGGAUCUGACGAAGCACAAGGAGCCUGUAGCCGCCGAAUCCUCUGGCACUGUGCAUAAGUUUAAGGAACUUGGCGUGUUCAACUCCCAGGACCAGGAGCAAAAAUCGAGACUGGAGAAGGAGAAAGAGGCCGGUUCCAUUAUGUCGUCCGGGGGUGUCGCAGGCCGAACGAGCAUGUUCGGAGGCAGUACUGUAAAAGCACCGGAUGAGGAAGGCUAAACGAUAGUUUGUGGGCAAAAAAUCGCCGGAGGUGCCACCGGCGAGGCUUGCCCAUGCACGCUGACCAAGACCGCGGAUUGGCGAGAGGAGAAAAUGGCGCCAAAAAUUGUUUGCAUUUCCCGCAGUGUUUGAAUGCAUAUUGAUCGUCUGCAUGAAAAACGUGUCACUAAACUACCUUUAGAGUAGCUCCACUACAGUAGGUGUCUAGCCAUUAGAUAAAACAUCAUUUUAAUCUAGUUGAGGGCGAGACUGUUACAUUUUAUUUUAAGCUUUUUAAUUUUAAUGUUGCGUAAUAUUAAGUACGCCUUAUAGUUGAAGGAACGCUGACAGACACUUCUAGUUUUCUCGCAAUUUUUUUUGAUAAGUCAAAAUGGGAAUGUUUUCAAAUACCAUUUCUUACCUGGCUUUGUCUUCUUGAAAUAUAUUUCCUAAUCUCAUCGAGUUUUGUGACUCGAAGACGGAAUAUGUCAGCGGGUAUGUUCGAAUUAUAAUACAUGCAGUACAUGUAACUGCCUCUCUCUUUCCAGUAAGCUUAUAUUACAGCUCUUUCAAUAGCAAAGCGUCUUUCCGUCUAGAUUCAUGAAUUUAUUAUGUUCUGUGAAUGCCUUAGAACAGUAAAUUUUUAGGGCAUGAUUUCACGUGAAAAAAGUUUAGCUUUCCCACUCUUCAUUUUCCAAACACUGUGCGUCACUUUCUUGACAUCUUGAUUUUCGUCCAUCCCUCUGCCCUACUCGUUCAUCUAUCCCCCUUUCAGAGUUUGGAGCGAGGUCCGACCAUUGACCUGACCAAGUAGCACAGGUUAGCCACAUCAGCAUUCCCCCAAUGGUGGGCUUGGAUGUGUGCCACGUGAUGCCGCUUUCAUCCAAUUAACGCAUGACUUCCAUGUCAACUCCCUUCACUGCCGGUAGACUCCACAGCAAACACUUAUAACCUAAAGGCGAACAGCUAGAAAGGCAAGUCACCCAGAUUAUAAGCAUCUAAAAGUCUCAGUGCGCAUGUGGCAAGAGGAUGUAGCCAGUCAUGUAUGCCCAACAGCUUCCAUUGACGCAUGUGUUAUUACCGGCCUUAAAGCGCGUUCAACCGAAACCCGACAAACUUAAAACUCUUUACCAGUCCCCACAAUGUUUGGCCAUUCUCACUGGGCCAUAUUGUGCUCCAUGAAGAUAAUCGGCGUAACAAGUACCCCAGAGCUGUUCGUGUUUAGGUUUCCACGUUCGUGGUUAGCACACUCCAUCCGCAUCGCAUUUAUAAAAGUAGGGGCACCGUAGCUAGACUUCAGCAUUGUUGCGUGAGUUUAAUUAUAAAGUUACACUUUGAGUGAAAUGAAUAUUCCAUUUUCAGACUUCAUGGAUAUGGGUUCAUUAUGUUUCACACAGCAAUUUCAAGUGGUCUUAGUGUGUUUUUUUUCACGAAGUGUUUAGAAUGGGUUUUAUACCGCAAAAACGGUGGUGUUAAAAUCAACACUUUUGGUGUUAUUAUCAGAUGACCACACCACAGGGCGUUACUUUAACACCGCCGGUGUUACUUUGCCCACGUGUUACAAUUCACUGGAGGGUGUUAAAAGAACACGUAACACCAAAUAACACCAACAUUUUUAACACCCCCGAAAAGUGUUGAUGUAGUCCUCUGAUAACCCCUUGGGGUGUUUAAUUUAACACCUCAGUUUUUGCAUUGUAUCAGUAUGUUCUUGAACCUCAAUUUGGUACCUCAUGCCAAGUGUUUAUUAGACAGGUUUUUGUAGGACCAUUAAACUGGAAUGUUUCGCUUUUUUGAAAGGCGUCCCACGAAUACACCUCCUGGUGAAACGGCAGCCUUGAAUGUUAAGUUGAUCAAUAAAUAGGCAAGGUGUGACACUGUCAUACUGUGAAAAGCGGAAAUAUCCUAUCCUGCUUGAAGCAUCCUGCCAGAAAGCAAUUUUUUGGAGAGAAGGUUUUGCCUUAGUUAUAUAACUAGUCACAGAAGAUAUGCCAAACCGGGGAGGAAUUUUUAAGGGCUUUUUGGAGACCGAUGAAUUCGGGUAUUUUCAAUAACCACACCAAUGUCGCCAGGCUUACGAAGGCUUUUCAGGCCUGCCGUUGCCAUGAGAGAGUCUGAUGAUGUACAUGGAAUAAAAGGAAUUCAUCGCGCUCACGAGAAGAAUUAGAGUCUGGAAGAAGAACUUGUCAAUUUGAAAGGAUGGUUUGUCAGUUUUACUGCAUUUAAUGUUUUGCCUAAUGAACUUUUUUUUCAACGUGAUGGUUUAAUUCUACAAAUUUUGUUAUCGAGACAAGUUCUUGUUUUCUGUUGGUCGGUGGCAUUCGAAUAGCGAAAUUUAGGCCUAUAUACAUCUGCAACCGUCUACGGGAAACAGCGGGAAUUGAAAUCCUGAGUGAGACCAUGUUUAAAAAGCUUUUUAACAGCAAAUAAUACAAAGAGCCUCGGGCCGGUUUGUCUCAUAUGGAUCUGGAUAGCGACCACCGAUCCCAUCGCUGGUUCGCGCUGUCCAUAGGCAGGUUCUGGUGUAAGUGAACGAAGGUCAGAUCAUAAGGCGAUCCUCAUCUGCGUGAAACGAAGGGGUCAGUAUGUUUCACGCGGAUCCAGAUCGCGAUCAGUGAUCCGUCGUUUGUUCACUGACACCAGAACCCGCCUAAUGGAUAGCGCGAACCAGCGAUGGGAUCACUUUGAUCGAGCGAGAUCCAGAUCUGUCAGAAACAAACAGGCUCGAAGCCCAGUAGCUUUAUGUAGUAAACAACUUGUAUAGCAUGCGCAGAAGGCAUUUCAAAACAACUGUGAGCGAGCGUCAAUAGGCCUAUAGCGUAAAUGAAGCGCAAGAGCAGAAAAACAUGUGGGCCAGCAUCCUUAAGCAACUGUGCCGUUCGUUUAGCGCAAAAUUUUCUGCUGUGGUUGCACAAGAAUGAUAGGAGACUCUCUCCCUGUGGGCACGGAGGACCAUAGCUAAGCCACUAGGAAAAUAGGACCAGCCGUGUUCGAACCACUCAGGAGUAGGAAUUUGGCCGUUGCCUCAACAUCUGCCGAGAGAAAAGAAUUUAAAAUGCACACGGUUAUAAUGUAAGAGACUGUGGCAAUACGCAAAAGGUAAAUUUUACAGUACAUACGCCAAUCUUGGAAUUUUCAUCAAUGUGAAUGGUUAUAAACUGGCUCCAUGGAGUUUUUUGCGUCAAAAUGUCCGUGUUUUGAAUAGAAAUAGCGAUUUUGUCAAAAUAAGAACAAUCUCGGAGAAGGCUAACAUAAUUUUGAAACAUGUCGCGAGUGUUUUCAAAAUAGAAAGAAAAGGAAGUUUGAGAAUGGGGCAAAAUCAUCUUAAUUAUUCAAGAUGUGCUUUUUAGCAUUACAAUGGUUGUGGUGCCAAAAUUGAAAAUGGGGUAUAGCUUUUUCAAAUAAAGAAGAGAUUGUGAUAUGUGUUAUAAUAUGAGUUUGAAAGUUUGGGCUAAACUCAAGGUGGCAGGAGGUUGUGAGACUUGGGUCGAUAUCAAAUCUUACAGUGCUGACUAUAUCGAGUGGAAAUUUUUGGGACCUGUCAUGGACAACGGGCACAUUGAUCGAAGGACGCAUGUCUUGGUGGUGCGCACAACUGUGUGCGAUGUGAACAGUGAAAGGGUUUUACGAGGGUAAACAUUAUUUUAAAACCCAGUUUAUAACAAACAGAAUAACGUAGCGAGUACGGGGCAAGCCACGGGCCUGCCGUGAGGCCCUUGGAGCCCCCUGAGGACCUUGGAGGGCCCACGGCUGCGUGGUGAAGGUGGAUGGAGGCCAGCUGACAGCUUAAAACAAAGUUUGCCUGACAGGACCCCAAUUGUGUAAAGGUGAGAUAGGACAUAAAGACCUCUUGAAACAGAAAACA
Molecule: messenger RNA, 4832 nt
Organism: Acanthaster planci (crown-of-thorns starfish)
Lineage: Eukaryota; Metazoa; Echinodermata; Asteroidea; Valvatida; Acanthasteridae
Biological process (GO): muscle contraction; sarcomere organization; regulation of muscle contraction
Cellular component (GO): troponin complex
Molecular function (GO): tropomyosin binding
Source: RefSeq, a predicted model, not a curated record